UGAGGGCUCAUUUGGGCACCUACUGCGCAUGCCCGCGGGUUUAACGACGUGCUGCUGAGGCGGACAAGUACAAAGAGGCUGCUGGUGUUUCAGACGGGACGUGUCGUGUGUGUGCUGCGGGGCGAAAGUAGAGUUUUGAGUUGAAUUUCCACCUUAUCCGGACCAUUUAACCUUUCAGACUUCCACACCAGAGAUAACUGAUUGAUAUAACCGAGGGGAGAAGUUGCAUUCAAGUACAAAAACAGCUUUGGAGACACUCGAGUCUGUUUACAGGUUGCAUGGUAAUCUGGACUUGAUGCAUGGCAGUUGCAUGACCGCAGUAGGUCUUGUUGUGGGACUGAGAGCACACAGCUGCAGCCAUGGCUCAAACCAUGCACGUGAAUGGCAAUGGCCCAGAAAAAGGACAAAGAUGCCCCAGCACUGGAGACCAGAAGGACUCUGUGGCUCCUUACUAUGUUGAAACUCCCUAUGGUUACCAGCUAGACCUGGACUUCCUCAAAUAUGUCGAUGACAUCGAGAGGGGCAACACCAUCAAGAAGCUGAGCAUCCAGAGGAAGCCAAAACUGGCCAAAACUCUGUCGGUGCCUCGCGGCAGCACUGGAGGGGGCAGCACUCAUGCUGAAUGGACCUCCACAGACUCCUUGUCCUCCUCCAACAGCGACGGCAAGCAGUCCCCGGUCUUCUUCAGCUCCAGGACCCAGGUCUCUGCACCACAGACCCCCACCCUCCCAAGGGCAACCUGUGAAGCCCCCCUGCAGCAAUCCUACCUGAGCAUCACGGAGCAGAAACAGCUUCUCCCGCCUCCCUCCCCCAGAUUCGUCCCCCGUCACAACCCACAGGUGGAGAGGACUCUCAUGGAGACCCGUCUUCGGCUUGAACAGGAGCGCCUGCUCAUGCAGCCGCACAGCGACCCUCCGAUGCCUCGCCGCCGUCUCGCCAGCUUCGGCGGCAUGGGCUCCAGCAGCUCGCUCUCCUCUUACUCAGGCUCUAUGGCCCCAAGCCAGAUCUCCCCCAGCGCCCAUCAUCCCCUCCCCAUCAAUGGCCACCUUGCAAACGGAGAGUAUAACCCCUACUACCCAGCAUCCGUCGGCAGCUCCAUCCGCCACAGCCCCAUGAGUUCCGGCAUGGCCACCCCUGUCACAAACGUCAGCCCGUUACAGCUUCAGCAAAUCAGGGAGCAGAUGGUCGUGGCUCUCAGGAAGCUGAAAGAGUUAGAGGAGCAGGUGAAAACCAUUCCUAUCUUACAGGUUAAGAUCGCUGUUCUCCAGGAAGAGAAAAGACAGAUGGCUGCUCAGUCCAAAAAUCCAGGUCCUGGUGGCUUUCGCAAACGCUCCUACAGUGUAGGCAGCGCUGACCAAAUGGAGAACCAAGCCCCCAUCCAAAAAGAACCAGAGCUGCACAUAAUGGAGCCUGAAGCUCAGGAACAGAACGCUCAGCGGCUGGAGGAGUUCAGACGUUUAACUGCUGAGGUCCAAGCUCUAGAGAAGACUACCCUGGACAAUAACGUCAACGAAAACCAGCCUCAUAAAAUCACACAAAACCAAGCCCACCAAAAGUCCAUCGGAAUAGUUACUGAUGAGAACAUGAACAGCCUCCCUACCACUCAGAGGAAGUCGUCCAAUGAACGAUGUUGCAAGGAUGCAGGAGUACUGACGGAUCAACAGGAAGUGCGUAGUGCCGCGGUUGGUGUGACUGAGGCCAUGCUGGGCAUGACGACCGAGGCUGAGAAGGAGAUCGAGCUCCAGCAGCAGACCAUCGAGUCCCUGAAGGAGAAAAUCUACCGCCUGGAGGUGCAGCUGAAAGAAUCCACUCACCAAAUCGAGAUGGGGAAGCUGAAACUGGAGCUCCAAGCUGCUGGCGGGUCAAACAAGAAAAAGGCGGACAAAGGUUUGAUGGCUAGGCCGGAGAUGUACAACGCCUGCGUGGAGGCUAAAGUCCAGACACGCAGCCUGGGUGUUGGAGACCACUUGGAAUUUAGCCCUGUUAAAGCUACACAAAGCCACACUAUCGGAGUGUCCUGUCAACCCAGUGUGCAGAGUGUGUCUUCAGGCCCUGAGAUCCCGAUGGACCGGUGGGUGGUGCACGAACGCGUGGAGGUAACUGAUCAGUGCGUUGGUAGAAUGGUGGAGACGUGUGAUCAGCAGGUCGGCGUGGAGCUGAAUGUUUGUGAGGUUGGAGUUAACACGGUGGAAUCAGUGGACAGCUUGGCUCUCUGCAAACCCAUGACGGAGCUGAGCAAAGAGUCCAGAACAGUCGGCUGUGGAGAUUGUUCCGUGGAUGUGGUUGUCGGUCCGAUAAAGACUCUGGUGUCACGAGGAACCGACCCAGAUUUGGUCAUCAGGGUGGACUCUGGUGUCAUGGCUGCUCCAGAGUUAGUAACUCAGCAGACUAACACUGAGACUGAAGUUGUGAGCAAAUCCACCAACACAAAGACAGUCGUCCUGACCGACUCAUCUACUGAUACUUCGUUGGUCACUUGCGACAGCCAGACCAACACGCCUGUGAUUGAAACCAGGACGGUUGCAGCUGGAGAAGGACUCGUGAAAGACGUUCACUCCACAGUAAAGACUCGCUCUGUUGCUGUUGGAACCACCACAGACGCAGAGUCAUUCCUUGGCAAAUCAAGCUCUGCUAAAACCAAAGAAUGUGGGGUGGGACCUGUUAGCAUUCAGGAGAACUUCUUGGUUGGUUUAAAAACAAGGAACAUAGCAUGUGGACCCUCUCAGCCUUAUGAAUCUGUCACAAUCUGCAGCAAAGACACUGAGACUAAAACCGAGACCACACCACCACAAGCCCAAGCUCAAGAGGGCGCCGGUUUGGACCAUUACAUCGAGAGGGUGCAGAAGCUGCUGCAGGAGCAACAAAUGCUGCUGACGGAGAACUACAGCGAGCUCGCCGAGGCUUUCGGUCAGCCUCAGUCCCAGUUUGGAUCCAUCAACAGCCAACUGGUCAGCACGCUCUCCUCCAUCAACACGGUCAUGAAGUACGGGAGCGUGGAGGACAUCCUGAAGCUGCAGGCCGAGGCUGUGAACCCAGACAGAGAGAGCACUCAGCAGCUCUGCGUGAAGAUGGAGCGGUCACAGAUGGAGAGGAUUUCAUCGGGCCUGACUCCUGCAGAAAGAUCUGCCAGCACACCUGCACAGCAGCAGCAGCAGCAGCAGCAGCAGAUCAGUGCAGCCGAGCAGAAGAGCCGCAUGGACCUGCAGAUGUCGACAGCGCUGCACGGGCAGCCAUGCAGCCAGAGCACCCUGAAAUCCAUCAUGAAGAAGAAGGAUGGCCGACCGGACGCCAACGGCACCAAGAAGAACCUGCAGUUUGUGGGAGUGAACGGAGGGUAUGAGACAACAUCAAGCGAUGACUCCAGCUCAGAGGACAGCAGCUCCUCAGGGUCUGACGAAGAGGAGGAGGAGGAUGAGGAGAAGGAGGAGUGCAGAAGAAAGGAGGGAUAUAAGAAGGUGGAGGGAGGGAGCACCGGGGAGGAGUUUCAGCCUGAGGGAGACGAGGAUGUGGACAAGAAGGACGGAGAGGAAAGUUCGACGAGAGAGAGGUAUGAACUCAGUGAGAAGAUGGUGGCUGCGUGCAACGUUCUCAAAAGUCACCUCAGUGACCCGAAGGCUGUGAGCAGUAAAGAUGUGAGAGCCUGCCUGAACACGGUGCAGCACGAGUGGUUCCGUGUGUCCAGUCAAAAGGCGGCAUCAGCGGGGAUGGUGGAGGACUACCUGGGAGGAUUCGGGUCUGUCUCUCUGGCCGUGCUGCGCCACAUCGUCAACAUGGCGGACGGAAACGGCAACACGGCGCUGCACUACAGCGUGUCGCACUCCAACUUCCUGGUGGUGAAGAAGCUGCUGGAUGCAGAUGUGUGUAACGUGAACCAGCAGAACAAGGCUGGAUACACACCCAUCAUGCUGGCAGCGCUGGCCGCCGUGGAGACGCCCAAAGACAUGCACAUCGUGGAGGAGCUCUUCAGUAAGGGCGACGUGAACGCCCGAGCCAGUCAGGCUGGUCAGACGGGGCUGAUGCUGGCGGUCAGUCACGGCAGGAUAGACAUGGUUCGGGCUCUGCUGGCUCACAGCGCCGAUGUAAACAUCCAGGACGACGAGGGCUCCACGGCGCUGAUGUGUGCCAGCGAACACGGACACGUGGAGAUCGUCAAACUGCUGCUGGCUCAGCCGGGCUGCGACGCCACGCUGAGCGACAGUGAUGAGAGUAACGCCCUGUCCAUCGCUCUGGAAGCAGGACACAAAGACAUCGCCGUGCUGCUUUACGCACACGUCAACUUCUCCAAAGCCCAGUCACCGGGGACUCCACGCCUCGGCAGGAAGACGUCACCGAGCCCCACGCGGAGGAGCAUGUUCGAUUAGAGGUCCCGCCUCUCCCUACAACCCUGUGCUGCUAUUGGUUCACGCUGAACGAAGCCUUACCCCCAGCUGGAUGAGGGACUUCCUCCCAACCAACCAACCAACCAACCAAACAAACGAUGAGAUUUCUGGAUAUAUUUUUUAUUUAUGUUCACACAUGAGAGCCCAAAGUGCCCUUUGCUAUGAAUGUAACCAGCCGGUGCCUCAAGUCCCAUCACUUCCUGUUUAGAAAACAUCAUAGAAACAAAUCCAACAACAAAACGCCAUUUUUCUCUUUCUUUGAUUUUUUUGUUUUUAAUUUUUUUUGUUGAUAAUUGACAACUUUUUUUAUUCCUAACGCUCGAUGUUGAUCAUUCAUGAGCGCCCAAACAUCAUGUGAUUUAUUUUCUUGAUUUUUUGAGCAUAUCAGAGUAGACAGAAUAAUCCGCUCACGUGUCAGAGGAAGUAUUUCCUGUAAAUAUAUCUCUCCUCUCGGUCUCACACAUGUGCACACAUCUCCUCAGCGCGUGUACGACUCUCAUGUGGACGAGUACUGACAUCAAAGAGUAGACGUCGUGACCUAGACUGGAGAAAUUGUACUUUUAUACAAAUCCUUUGUAUCUAUUUAAAGAGCAGAAUCACAGUAUUUUGAAUAUUUCCUAUUACUACGUAACAACCCAUGAAGUUAUAUAUUUAUCAAAGUAUAGUUUUUAAUGCAGAUAUAUGUAUUUCAUUGUACAUACGGUGGUCAGUAGAGUUUAGUGUUUGUGUCCAGUUUCCUUCUCUCAUGUGUCUCUCGUGUGUAAAAUAAACAGUCUGUCGUCCUCUAGUGUUCAUCAAGGUGCUGACUUUCAUCCUCCAAUGAGAAUUGAAGUGCCUGAGACUUUGCCAUAUAACAAUAAACAUCAAUUAAAGAGUU
Notolabrus celidotus (New Zealand spotty) is the source of this 5256-nucleotide messenger RNA. RefSeq names its product KN motif and ankyrin repeat domains 1a (gene kank1a). Gene Ontology annotation, biological process: negative regulation of actin filament polymerization. Gene Ontology annotation, molecular function: protein binding. The transcript has 12 exons. Gene Ontology annotation, cellular component: cytoskeleton; cytoplasm. Lineage: Eukaryota; Metazoa; Chordata; Actinopteri; Labriformes; Labridae. The record is from RefSeq and is a predicted model, not a curated record. The coding region runs from base 360 to 4361 and encodes 1333 amino acids.